Molecule: messenger RNA, 4380 nt
Organism: Danio aesculapii
Lineage: Eukaryota; Metazoa; Chordata; Actinopteri; Cypriniformes; Danionidae
Gene: cux2b
Product: cut-like homeobox 2b
Exons: 23
Coding region: 16-4380 (1454 amino acids)
Biological process (GO): regulation of DNA-templated transcription
Molecular function (GO): DNA binding; DNA-binding transcription factor activity, RNA polymerase II-specific
Source: RefSeq, a predicted model, not a curated record
AAUAUUGUGCUCAAGAUGGCCGCCGAUGUGGGAUCGAUGUUUCAAUAUUGGAAGAAAUUUGAUCUCCGGCGGCUUCAGAGGGAGCUCAAUUCAGUGGCGGCUCAACUAGCAGGCCGACAGGAGGAGAGCGAGGACUCCCAUAAGCACCUGGUGGAGCUGAGCCGCGAAUUCAAGAAAAAUGUCCCCGAGGAGGUGCUGGAGAUGGUUUCACCCGUCCUGAAGAGUUUCCAAGCUCAGGUGGUUGCGUUGAGCCAGCGCAGUAAAGAGGCCGAGUCUGCCUUCCUGGCCAUUUAUAAACAGCUGAUCGAGGCCCCAGAUCCAGCUCCUCUACUGGAGGCCACGCAGCAGCGUCUGGCUGAACUUCAGCGUUCGGCUCCUGAAGGUGAUGCUCUGAUCACUGAAGUCUCUGACCGCUGGAGGAGACGCCUGGAGUGCCUUGACAAAGAAGAACACACAGAGGAGGAGGGGCCUAUAACCGUGGAGACGGGACAGGCGUCAACACAGAAGCCCCACAUGACAAACAGCACACAGACGGUCCAGGAUGGAGACGCUCCACUGCAAAACCACCAGGAGCCGCUGCAAGGGGAGGAGGAGGACCAAUCAGAUGCUCCGCUGCCUGUCAGACUGGACCAAGCCGAGCUCCGCAUCAAAGCGCUUCAGUCAUCGCUGAGCACGGCACGGACAGAGCUGCAGGAGCUCAGAUGUAAAUACGACCAGGAGAAAGCAGAAAAACUGGAGGAGAUGUGUGCGCUAAUGGCAAACCUGGAGAAGGCCAACCAGAGAGCGGACGCAGCCCAGAGGGAGGUGGAGAAGCUGAGGGAGCAGCUCUCCGGGACUCAGAGCACUUCUAAAGGGACCGGCCCGUCAGAAGAGCGACCCAAGGAGGAGAGGGAGCGGGACGAGCGGCUGGAGGCGCUGCUGUUCUCUAAAGACAGAGAGAUCCUCAGACUGCUGGAGAACGUCCAGAGACUGCAGUUCACCUUACAGGAGGUCCAGGACUCCUCGGCCAAUCAGAUCGCAGAGCUGGAGCGACAGCUGGCUUAUAAGUCUGAGGCUAUAGAGACCCUGGAGACCAAACUCCAGUCACAGAUCGAUUAUGAAGAGAUCAAAACUGAACUCAGCAUCCUGAAAGCCAUGAAACUGGCAUCAGCCAAUGGAAGUUCAUCCCAGGAUUCAGCCAAAACUGCUGAGGCUCUGCUGCUGGACAAAGAAGCCUUUCUGCCAUCCCACAAGUUUCUUGUGGAUAAAGUCAGAGUGCUACACAACAGCGAUGAUGGUCGUUCUGAGGACAGUAAGGACGUGAGUCGCCCGGCUGGCUCAUAUUCUUCUCCUCCAGGAACACUGCCCAUAGAUGGACGCACUUCCUCCAGCCCAGCUCCGCCCACUGCAGACACGCCCAUCCACACUCUGCCCCGCCCCUUCUCAGUGUCGCCCUUCACUGGUGAAAAACUUCCAGAUCAGCUCUUGCAGAAGCAGCUUCUGUCUCCUCUCUUCAAGAAAGACGGCUCCUCCAUCAUGGCCUUCCCCACCGCACUAUACGCCGCCAAAGCUGCCCUCCUGUCAGCCAAUCACAGCACCUCCAUCCCCAUCACUAUAGACACAGGCAUGCCGAGUGACCAAUCAGAGAGCGGGAGUUCAGGGGGCGGAGAUGACGACCAGUUGGACACAGCAGAGAUCGCUUUCCAGGUGAAAGAGCAGCUGCUGAAACACAACAUCGGCCAGCGGGUGUUCGGACACUACGUGCUGGGACUCUCGCAGGGGUCAGUCAGCGAGAUACUGGCCCGUCCCAAACCCUGGAGGAAGCUGACGGUCAAGGGCAAAGAGCCGUUCAUCAAGAUGAAGCAGUUCCUGUCGGACGAGCAAAACAUCCUGGCGCUGCGCACUAUUCAAGUCCGCCAGAGAGGGAGCAUCACUCCUCGCAUCCGAACUCCGGAAACUGGGUCAGAUGAUGCCAUCAAGAGCAUCCUGGAGCAGGCCAAGAAGGAGAUCCAGUCACAGAGAGGUGACUGUAAGUCGUCUCUAGGCUGUCCCUCUGGUCGUAACAGCACCGGUGCAGGCAGCAGUUCAGACGAGGCCAUCAAAAGCAUCCUGGAGCAGGCCCGUCGAGAGAUGCAGGCGCAGCAGCAGGCCCUGCUGGAGAUGGAGGUGUGUGGACGCUCCUCCGCCAGCGAGCGCCUCUCCAUCCACGAUCCAUCCAAGAGCCAAGCGUCCUCCACACCACCCUUCAUCAAACAAGAAGAGGGCAUAUCCGUCCCUCAGAGUCUGUCCAAUCCCACCGGAAGCCCACAGACGCCUCUGAGUGUCCUGUCGCCCGCAGCAUUUGUCCAGAACAUCAUCCGAAAGGUCAAGUCGGAGAUCGGGGAGGCCGGGACGUAUUUUGACCAGCAUUGGUCUGUGGAGCGCAGCGCGGCCGUCAUGGGACCGUUCACCUCCGUUUCUCCAUCUCUUUCCUCUUCAUCCUCCACAUCAAUGCCUCGUCCAUGGCCGCGGAUGGAGAAUGGAGACUGUGCUGCAAAUGGAGAAGACACAUCCGCACCUGAAGAUGAGCCCAUGAUAAACCGACAGGUGGAGAUCAAGGCGGAGCCGGACGCGUCGGUCAGCAGCGAGGCGUCCUGCGGUGGAGGACGGGUGUCUUUUUACCCCACCUACAUCCCUCGCACCCUGAAGCCCACCGUACCGCCGCUGACUCCAGAGCAGUACGAGAUGUACAUGUAUCGCGAGGUGGACACGCUGGAGCUCACGCGGCAGGUCAAGGAGAAACUGGCCAAGAACGGCAUCUGCCAGAGGAUCUUCGGGGAAAAGGUGCUGGGUUUGUCUCAGGGCAGCGUGAGUGACAUGUUAUCCAGGCCUAAACCUUGGAGUAAACUGACCCAGAAGGGCCGCGAGCCUUUCAUCCGCAUGCAGCUCUGGCUCCUUGAUCAGCUGGGUCACGGACUCAACCAACUACCCAACCACAACCACAGCCAGGAGAAGAGUCCCGUGACGAGCCGCUCGUCUCCGUCUCCUCCGGUGAGUCCCACAGAUGCUCAGUCCAGCACUGUUCUGGAGCCGGUGAGUCUAGCGCUGGAGAGCAGCAAGGAGAACCAGCAGCCACAGCCGCCGCAGCCACUGGAGCCUCACGGGGUGAAGAGCUCCGUCAUGAUCCCCCAGCAGACACACACCCCGCUGGGCAUCCAGGAGCUGGUGGCCAUGUCCCCCGAACUGGAUACUUACGCCAUUACUAAAAGAGUCAAGGAGGUGCUGACCGACAACAACCUAGGCCAGCGUCUGUUUGGAGAAAGCAUUCUGGGAUUGACGCAGGGCUCAGUGUCUGACCUGCUGUCCAGGCCGAAACCAUGGCAUAAGCUCAGUCUGAAGGGUCGAGAGCCAUUCGUCCGCAUGCAGCUGUGGCUCAACGACCCACACAACGUUGACAAACUCAGAGACGUCAAGAAGAUGGAGAAGAAAGCGUACCUGAAGAGGCGAUAUGGUCUGCUGAGUCCCGGCUCAGACAGUGAUUCCCCUGGUGCUCAUUCAGACUGCAUCAGUCCGGGUCUGAGCGCGCUGGAUCUCUGCCCCUUCAGCCAGGCCAAGAAACCCCGCGUGGUGCUGGCGGCGGAGGAGAAGGAGGCUCUGAGGAAAGCCUAUCUCCAGGAGCCGUACCCUUCACAACACACCAUCGAGAUGCUGGCGGCACAGCUCAACCUCAAGACCAACACCGUCAUCAACUGGUUCCACAACUACAGGUCCCGCAUGCGGCGAGAGGUCCUGAUGGAGGGUCUUCAAGACAACGACACUGACGCCGAGCACAACAACUACUCUCCUCUGGCAUCCCACAGUCCUGUGUCAGACCGUGAAGACCGAAAACAACUUCCAUCCAUCCGCAACCGCUCGGUCAGCACCGUCCCGCACCGUUUCACCGUCAAACAGGAGACCACCGAGCCAGAAGACGAGGAGCUACGUCUGCGGCAGGACAAGUGCUUCUCUAUUGGAGCUUUCAAAAUCGAAGAACCAGGACGCAGUCAAAGUCUGCUCCCCGAUGGCCCACAGAGGAACAGCUCAGCGUCCCAUGAAGGAGAAGAGCUGGAAAAAUCACCUGAAGAUCCCGUAAGCUUUAAAGCUUCAUCUGAACCGUCACGGAGCAGCCUGGAGGUUUCGCUUAAUUCGCCGUCAGCCGCUUCUUCACCCGGGCUCAUGAUGUCUGUGUCACCCGUCCCGUCCUCAUCCGCACCCAUUUCUCCAUCUCCACCAAACCCACCGGCGCUGGAGCCGCCAUCGCUCAACGCAAAACUCAACAAAAACACUCAGAGACGCAACGAGAAGAUGGCAAACCUCAACAACAUCAUCCAUCGCCUGGAGCGAGCUGCCAACCGCGAGGAGACCCUGGAGUGGGAGUUUUAG